CAGUCUAGAAUAAAUAAGAGAUGAGAGAGAUCCCAUGAUCGAUCAAAUCUUCAUCUAUUUGAUCGAUUCUAAAUUCCCAAUAUUCGUUUCUCUUCCUAUUGAAAUGGGUAGCAUAAUCCGGUUCUUCGAGGACAAGACUCUUUUAGUCACUGGUGGCACCGGCUUUUUGGCAAAGAUUAUGGUGGAGAAGAUACUAAGGAUUCAGCCAAAUGUAAAAAAGCUCUUUCUUUUAAUAAGAGCUAAAGAUGCUGCAGCCUCAGCAACACAACGAUUACAUGAUGAGGUCAUAGGGACAGAGCUGUUUAAAGUUCUACGUGAGAAAUGGGGUGAAGAUUUCAAUUCCCGUAUUUCAGAGAAGGUGGUUCCAGUUUCAGGAGAUGUUACUUGUGAAGCGUUGAUCAGCCUCGAAGAAAGUGAGCUGAGAGAUGAAUUGUGGAGAGACAUAGAUGUUAUUGUGCAUUCUGCCGCGACAACCAAAUUUGAUGAAAGAUAUGAUAUUGCAAUGGGUGUCAAUGUCAUGGGAGCCAUGCAUGUUCUCAACUUCGCCAAGAAAUGUACUAAUAUAAAGAUGCUUCUCCAUGUAUCUACCGCUUAUGUAUGCGGUGAAAGGGAGGGAGUCAUUCUAGAGAGGCCAUUCGCUAUGGGUGAGACACUCAAUGGAACCUACGGUUUGGACAUUUGGGUAGAGAAGCAGUUGGUUGAAGAAAAACUACGCGACUUACGAGCUAGGGAGGCUACCGAAAAGGCAGUUACAGCGGCCAUGAAGGACUUCGGAAUUCAAAGGGCAACGCAUUUUGGAUGGCCGAAUACGUACACGUUCACAAAGGCAAUGGGAGAAAUGGUUUUUGGGCACUUCAAAGGAAAUCUACCUCUUGCUAUCAUACGUCCAAGUAUUAUUACCAGUACUUAUCAAGAACCAUUCCCAGGAUGGAUUGAAGGUUUGAGAACCAUGGAUGUCUUUGCCCUUGGGAUUGGAAAAGGAAAAUUGAGAUGCUUGUUAAUUGAUCCAGAGUCAGUUGCUGACAUGAUACCUGGGGAUAUGGUGGUGAACUCUAUGCUGGUGGCCAUAGCUGUGAAUGCCGCCGCAAAUCAACAUCCCAAAAUCAUGAUUUACCAUGUGGGGUCCUCUCUUAGGAACCCAUUAAGGUAUGACAGCAUUCAAGUGUGUGGCUUUCGUUACUUCACCAAGAACCCAUGGAUCGACAGGAGGAGUGGAAAUCCCGUUAAAGUACGCAAGAUCAGAGUGUUCAGCAAUACCGCUAGCUAUCGGAAAUACGUGACUAUCCAUUACUUAAUGCCAUUGAAGGUAUUCAAAUUGUUGAAUGUAGCACUCUGUCAUUGCCCAAAAGCAACAUAUAUCAACCAGGAACGAAAGAUGAAGUUUCUUUUGCGAUUAGUGGAGCUUUACAUGCCAUACUUGUUUUUUAAAGGAAUUUUUGAUGAUCUCAACACAGAAAAGUUGCGAAUGGAAGCAAGGGAAAGUGGUGGCGAAGAGGGAGGAGUGUUUUAUUUCAAUCCUAAGUGCAUUGACUGGGACCAAUACUUCACGAAUAUUCACUUUCCUGGAGUUGUCAAGUACCUCUUCUAAUUAUCCCCCCCAAAAAAAAUCCAAACUCUAAAUAUAAAUUGCAGUCACGUUUAUGUAAUAAUGGCUUUAUGUCAAGAAACUAUGAUGUGUUUCCUUUUAUGAUGCUAUAUUUAUGAAAUAAAAGUCUGGCUUGUGGAUUGA
Rhododendron vialii is the source of this 1729-nucleotide messenger RNA. Its product is annotated as alcohol-forming fatty acyl-CoA reductase-like. Gene Ontology annotation, cellular component: intracellular membrane-bounded organelle. The transcript has 10 exons. The record is from RefSeq and is a predicted model, not a curated record. Gene Ontology annotation, molecular function: alcohol-forming very long-chain fatty acyl-CoA reductase (NADP+) activity. Lineage: Eukaryota; Viridiplantae; Streptophyta; Magnoliopsida; Ericales; Ericaceae. Bases 35 to 1588 code for a protein of 517 amino acids. Gene Ontology annotation, biological process: long-chain fatty-acyl-CoA metabolic process; suberin biosynthetic process.